CGGGGCGAGGGUGUUUGGGUCGCUGGGAUUAGACAGUUGGCAGCCCUCGGCCGCCUUGCCCCCUCCCCCCGCGCUGAAGGCACGAAGAGCUCCCGGGAGCCCGGCCCGCCCCGGGGCCCCUAGGAACCCAUCGGCUCCGCUCCGUGUCCCCGGGGGGCCGGAAAGCGGCAACCCCACCGGAAGCGGCGCCAUGGCGCACAGCGAGACGGAGCCGCCGGCGGAGGAGCCCCUGCGCCGCUGGGACCGGGAGCAGGCCCAGCUAAAGGCGAAUGUGAUUGAGGAGGACACUGAGGAGUGGCAGAAAGAUUCCACCUUUGCAGGACUGGAGAGAGUGGGAGGGGUGGACCUGUCUUAUGUCAAAGGGAACGACACAAUCGCUUGCGCUUCCCUGGUGGUUCUCAGCUACCCAGAUCUUGAGGUGCUAUAUGAGGACUGUCAGAUGGUAACCGUGAGCGCCCCCUAUGUGGCAGGAUACUUAGCUUUUCGAGAGGCCCCUUUCCUGGUGGAAGCUGCUCAGAGACUUCAGGAGCAAGAGCCUGGGCUCAGGCCUCAGGUGCUGCUCGUAGAUGGGAAUGGCGUGCUCCAUCACAGAGGGUUUGGGGUAGCCUGCCACCUGGGAGUGCUGACGGGCCUGCCCUGUAUUGGUGUGGCCAAAAACCUCCUGCAGAUUGAUGGCCUGGCCAAGGAUGAGCUGCACAAGGAGCAGAUCCGCGACCUGCAGAUGGGAGGAGCUGUGUUCCCUCUGAGGGGCACCUCGGGGAGAGUCCUGGGCAUGGCCCUGCGCAGCUACAACAAGAGCACGAAGCCCAUCUAUGUCUCCGUAGGCCACAGGACGUGCCUGGAGUCAGCAGUGCGCCUGGUCCAGUCCUGCUGUAGGUACCGGAUCCCAGAGCCCAUCCGACAGGCUGACAUCAGAUCCAGAGAGUACAUCCGGAAGCACCUGUCCUCCCCACUGGGGGGCACGUCUCCUGGGCCAGGGAGGAAGGAAGAAGCGGAGCCCAAGCAUUAAUUUGGCACUAGGAAGAAACUGUCCAACCCCAGUGUGAACUUGAGCCCCUCUGGGAUCAGAGCUCCGAGACCUCCUUUCCAGCAAGCCUUUACAGGGCACCGUGACUAACCAUCCACGCCAGGAACUCAGGGUAAUUCAUGGGGCGAAAAGCCAGGAUGACCAGAGAGAAACCAGGAGACUGUGUCCCCCUGGGCUCUGCUAAUGGGGCAGGAGCCCCAGCCUUUGAUGGUUUGUAAAUUCUAGAGAAUAUUUUAUAUUCCAAUUUUGAAAACACACGCUGUAAAAAUAAAUUCUCACCAGCACUCGUACACUAA
This is a messenger RNA of Dermochelys coriacea (leatherback sea turtle), 1323 nucleotides long. RefSeq names its product endonuclease V (gene ENDOV). The transcript has 9 exons. The record is from RefSeq and is a predicted model, not a curated record. Gene Ontology annotation, biological process: DNA repair. Gene Ontology annotation, molecular function: single-stranded RNA binding; RNA endonuclease activity producing 5'-phosphomonoesters, hydrolytic mechanism. Bases 191 to 1009 code for a protein of 272 amino acids. NCBI's taxonomy places the organism in Eukaryota, Metazoa, Chordata, Testudines, Dermochelyidae. Gene Ontology annotation, cellular component: cytoplasm; nucleolus.